Messenger RNA from Silurus meridionalis, 2419 nucleotides. It is a transcript of the gene slc60a1b, whose product is annotated as major facilitator superfamily domain containing 4Ab. The coding region runs from base 264 to 1844 and encodes 526 amino acids. The transcript is spliced from 10 exons. The record is from RefSeq and is a predicted model, not a curated record. Lineage: Eukaryota; Metazoa; Chordata; Actinopteri; Siluriformes; Siluridae.
UUCAGUUACCACUGAAAUCCGAUUUCAACAUGAAGCCAUACAUGAAAAUCAUUGACAGUUCUAGAAAAGUUUGGUUGCAUCCUCCCUUUUAGGUAUUAACCUGAAAUGUAUUUUGUGAAUAUCACGUCAACGACUCUAUAAAUACCGUACAACACCUGCUUCUUUUUGACAACCUAGAACCGAGCAAAAACAGUGUGAGCAGGAAAUCUGCAGAAUCUUCAAGGACAUCUGACAUUCAAUAAUUCAUUCAUUCUGAUAGCAACAUGCUUGUUGAGGGGCGUCUUAUUACACUUUUUAAACAGAAUUGGCAGCACACACUGACAUAUUGGAGUGUGUUCUUUAGUUUUGGACUCUGUAUAGCAUUCCUGGGGCCCACCAUAUUAGAUCUGAAAUGUCAGACCAACUCAACGCUACAGGAGAUCACUUGGGUUUUCUUCUCGCAGCAGGUCUGUCUGCUUAUUGGCAGUGCGAUUGGCGGAGUUUUCAAGAGAACGUUGCUCAAUGCUCUCUCUGCUCUCUUCCUCUCUUCUCUCCUCAUUUCUUUAAUUUUUGCCAUAAUUCCUCUCUGCUACAACGUAUUGCAAUUAGCCAUAGCUAUGGCUGUGUCAGGACUGGCGAUGGGUAUCAUUGACACAAUUGCAAACGUUCAGCUGGUUGUUCUUUAUCAGAAAGACUCUGCAAUCUUUCUACAGGCAUUGCACUUCUUUAUUGGAUUGGGUGCUCUGGUGAGUCCCCUAAUCGCAGAUCCUUUCCUUUCAGAGCACUGUCCCAGUAUGAACAACACAGAGGAUGAGGCAAUAAUGCACCACUUCAGACACAGUCUGGCAGGUCUCAGGAGUCCUGUGCUUUUCAACCACUCAGAGCAUUCUGGAGAAGUCAUGGAGCAGUCCAAUGUGUCCUGUGCAUUCUGGAUCAUGGCUCUGAUUAAUCUACCAGUACCCAUUUCAGUGCUUGUGCUAAUGUACUGUGAAAAUCUGAUCCCACGUUGCCCAAAUGAACCUUCACAUCUCAAGAAAAAAGAUGAGCUGGCCAAGAAGACCAAAACAACUGAGUGUGCAGAGGGACAAGACCAAGUAUUUGGAGGUCAUGGAAACCCUUUAAGCUGCUGUAUGAAUGGUAGGCUGCGUGGCUUUCCUGCCUCGUUCUUUGGAGUCCAUAUUUUGGGAGGACUGGUCCUAUUCAUGACUGAUGGCAUUGUGGGUGCCUAUGCUGGUUUUGCAUACACAUACGCUGUCUCGCCUCCAAUAUCACUGAAUGCUAAAACAGCUGGCUAUUUACCCUGUAUCUUCUGGGCUGCAAUCACGGGAGGAAGGUUGAUGUCCAUUCCAUUGGCCUAUCGCUUCAGACCAGUGUACCUGCUCAUGUUCAGUCUGGUUGGUGUAAUAGUGACAGUAUUGCUGUUGCUGAUUUUCUACACUAGUACCAUAUUCCUGUUUGUAGGGACAUGUUUACUUGGUCUGUUCCUCAGCAGCAUUUUUCCAUGCAUGCUUGCUUACACCGAGGACAUUCUAGACUACCAGGGAUGUGCCACCACAGUUGUAGUUACCUCUGCUGGAAUGGGUGAAAUGGUCCUCCAGGUCGUGAUUGGAUCGAUCAUUCAGAUGGAAGGCAGUUAUAGUUUCCUCCUCUGUGGUAUGAUUGCUGGCUGCACUGGAUUUGCUCUUUUCUUUGGCCUUAUGCUGUGUCAUUACUUCCACAGAAAGUACCUAAAAGGAAGAUCUCAAAGGACAGCUAUGGUGGAGAAACCAGAACCAGUGGUGUUUUCAUGUGAAGCUCCAGAGAAGAAGGCGGAGAAAGCAGAAAAAAUAAAAUGGGAGAAAACAGAGAUAAACACCAAGUUGUAAAUGUAAAAAACUGGUAAAAAAUAAUCCAUAAAUCUGAAACUCCAGAAACUACUUGAAACAUACAUAACUUCUGAUGAUCAGGUAAUGGUUCAGAGUAAGAGCUCUACUGGGUCAGAGUUAUAUUUGCAAACACUUUGUUAUGAUCCAGGAUUUUCUGUGGCAUGGCAUAACCAAUAAAUAUGCCUGCAUAAUACAGACAACUGUCUUUUCAGUUAGAAGCUGAAGGGUAAACUAGUUUUCAGCAAUUAUAAUUCUGCUAAGCGUUACAUCAAAACAAGACUGUAGGAGAUGCUUAUUUGUACAAUUUCAGUGAUUUCUGUUAGACUUCACUAUUGACUUCUUUUAGAAGUCAAUAGUGUUGGAUCAUGUUUCCACUAUGUUGGAGUGCUGUCUAGACCUACUGCAUCAUCCAGUCCACUGUUCUUUCAAAAAUAUUUAUCUUAUUUAUUGUUGUGAAAUAUUUUGUAAAAUGCAUCUGAGACGUUUCUCGGUAGCGUCUUUGGCUUUAUAUUGUUUUAAAAGCUUGAUGAAUGAUGGCCUGUCGUUUCACUGCAGACACUUGAGGAACUGUUUUA